Molecule: messenger RNA, 1021 nt
Organism: Acanthopagrus latus (yellowfin seabream)
Lineage: Eukaryota; Metazoa; Chordata; Actinopteri; Spariformes; Sparidae
Product: proteasome subunit alpha type-4-like
Exons: 9
Coding region: 155-940 (261 amino acids)
Biological process (GO): ubiquitin-dependent protein catabolic process
Cellular component (GO): proteasome core complex; cytosol; nucleus
Source: RefSeq, a predicted model, not a curated record
AGGGUGGUGCUGCUGAGCAGCCGCUGCACCUCCGCAGGGUCCCGGCGAGUGUGUGAGGAAACAUUAAACUGAAAGUAGUGGACCCAAAAGUGUGUGAGGGGAAAAAGACAACUUAGACUCUUUCACACAAGGAAAGCUUCAGCGGCGUGAGAAAAUGUCUCGUAGAUAUGAUUCCCGAACAACCAUAUUUUCCCCGGAGGGACGCCUCUAUCAGGUGGAGUACGCAAUGGAAGCAAUCGGUCAUGCUGGAACAUGUCUGGGGAUUCUGGCAAAUGAUGGAGUGCUGUUAGCCGCAGAGAGACGCAACAUUCACAAACUGCUCGACGAGGUUUUCUUCUCUGAGAAGAUCUACAAGCUCAAUGAUGACUUGGCCUGCAGUGUUGCUGGGAUCACAUCAGAUGCUAACGUGCUGACGAACGAACUGCGGCUAAUUGCACAGAGAUAUUUAUUGCAGUACCAGGAGCCGAUACCCUGUGAGCAGCUGGUCACAGCCCUGUGUGACAUCAAGCAGGCGUACACACAGUUUGGGGGGAAGAGGCCGUUUGGUGUCUCUCUGCUGUACAUGGGCUGGGACAAACACUAUGGCUUCCAGUUGUACCAGAGUGACCCCAGCGGCAACUAUGGAGGCUGGAAGGCAACCUGUAUUGGGAACAACAGCGCGGCUGCAGUGUCCAUGCUGAAGCAGGACUACAAAGAGGGUGAGAUGAGUCUGUCCUCGGCUCUGGCUUUGGCUGUCAAAGUCCUCAACAAAACAAUGGAUGUCAGCAAGCUGUCAGCUGAGAAAGUGGAAAUUGCCACCCUGACACGGGAAGACGGAAAAACCAAAAUCAAGGUGCUGAAACAGAAAGAAGUCGAGGAGCUUAUCAAGCGUCACGAGGCCGAGGAGGCCAAGGCUGAGAAGGACAAGAAGGACAAGGAGCAGAAGGAGAAGGACAAAUGAGCAACAUCAUGUUUUUGUACCUCAUGUCAUCAAAUUCUGUAUUGUUUUGUCUUUUACAUUAAAAGUUUAGAAACUGCUGGA